AUCAGCUUUAGUAAUAUUAUUGUUUAUAAGACUAAACGUGCACAUUUUUCUCUCUAGCGGAUAGCUACUAACUUGAUAGAGAGGUGGUACUAAUGUCUGUUUAAUGCGGUUCAGCCCAGUUGGGAAAUUAAAAUGUAAUUAAUUACUUUAUAACAGGCAGGUCGACGUUAGCGGUUAGCUUUAUUAGCCAUUGAUUGCCCGGUGAGCACAAAGGCCGUGCACUUCGCCUCGCUUUUUAACAAUGUAUCCUUCCUGGGGAAAUUACGGUGCACCCCCGUCGCAAAACUAUGGAGGGUCUGGGCCCCGUAAGCAGCUGCCUGGCGGUCACACCGGCCAACCGGCACCAGGGUUUGGUGGCUUCGAGGCCUCAUCCGGCGGCUCCCUGAUCUCCAGCCUGCAGGAGCAGCACAUCCAGCAGAUGCAGCAGCUACAAAUGCUCCACCAGAAACAGCUACAGUCCGUGUUACAUCACAGCAACGCCGCUAGUGGGUACGGUGGUGGACACUCAGCUGGAUAUCCAGGGUCAGCGUGGCAGUCAGAGGGAUCAGGACAUUUAGACGGCGGUGUCGGAGCUCAGUCAUAUUACAAACCAUCAGAAGACCCUGCCCCUCAGCCGGCUAGAGGUGCCCCAGGUCCUCAAGAUCAUCCGCAGCCUCCUCCGCCGCCACCACAACCGCACCCCAAGGAGCCACAGCCGAUUCCUCCUCCUCCGGAUCCCCCUUCAUCCAAGCCGCCAGAGAACAGCGCUGCUCCCAAAGAGCCCAAUAAGAAGGACUCAUCCACGACAGAAGACGACAAAGCCUUACCAUUGCAGGAGCAACAGCAACUUUGGUACAAGCAACAUCUACAGAAUUUGCAGAAGUUAAAGCAGGAGAAGGCCAAACAGAAUCUAAAAGAUGGUGAUGGUCUUACUCCACCACCGCCCAAGGGCCAAACCGUUCCUCCUCUUCCCCCAUCGGAACCACCAAAAAAUACACCACCUCCACCCCCUCCAAAAGAGGAGCCGCCAGCACCACCUCCACCACCCACAGAGCCUGACAGUGUGCAAGACCCAGAGGAAGCUGCCCGCCUCCAGCAGUUACAAGCUGCAGCAGCACAGUGGCAGCAGGUGCAGCAGCAGAGAGCAAGUAUACAAUACCAGGCGCUCAUGCAACAGCACGAAAAGCUUCAGCAGAUCUUGGAAAAGUACCAACAGCUCAUUCAGCAACCUCCAAACCUACAGACAAUGUCUGUUGAAAUGCAGCUGAGGCACUAUGAAAUGCAGCAGCAGCAGUUCACUCCUUUAUUCCAAGACUGGGAGCGUUCCUUCAUCCUGUGGUUUGAGCAGUUCCGGACAUAUCCCCACAAAGACCAGCUGCAGGAAUAUGAGCACCAAUGGAAGCAGUGGCAGGAGCAGAUGAAUGCCACUAAUGCACAUCUUCAAGAACGCCUGGCCACUCUUACUGCCAUGGUGCCGUAUGCCUCAAACCAGUUUAAAAGUGGGAUGGGUUUGGGACAGUAUGGCCAGUACCCUGGACAAGACGUGCAACUGCAGCAGCAGUCAGUAAAUCCGGGUAUGCAGCAUUCCCCUGCUGCUGUUGGUCCCAGAUCCCAAGGUCCACCACCCGCUGGCUUUGGGCCUCAUUCAGAAACACCUGCUGGACUCCCAGUGAGAGGACCUGGGUCUGCUGGCAUAGGUGUCAGACCCCCAGGUCCCCCUCCUGUUCAGCCACCAAGCUUCAACAAUGUCAGAGGUCCCCGAGGAAAUAACCCAAGAUUUGACCAGCCACAAAAAGGUUUUGAUGGUCCACCAAGAUUUGACCAGCCACAACAGCGCUUUGAUAGUCCUCCCAGGUUUGACCAACCACCGCAGCGCUUCGAUGGCCCCCUUCGAUUUGAUCAACCAAGACACCGCUUUGAUGGUCCCCCCAAAUUUGACCAACCAAGACACCGCUUUGAUGGUCCCCCCAAAUUUGACCAACCACGGCAGCGCUUUGAUGGUCCCCCCAGAUUUGACCCACCACAAUUUGAUCAGACUCUAAGAGGAAACCAACCUCGAUUUGGGCAGCAGCCUAGGUUUGAACAGCCCCCAAGGCACCCUGGCCCUCCACCUCAUUUUGAACGCCCACCUGUGCCCCAGCAAAAACAACAGCAAGGUCCCCAACUGAAGGCAGAACCAGUCACUAAUCAACAUGCCAACAUCGAUUCCAGGGUUCCAGGAAAACCAGCUGGGCAGCCAGAAAAAACGGAAUCAGAAUCAGGUGAUAAGGCCAAUGCUGAAGACAUGACAGAUGACAACGUGCUCGGAGCUGAUGGCUUUUUUGUUCAAAGUGACCCCAUUCCACAAACAUUGAAAACAAACACAAACUCGGAGGAAUCAGAUGCUAAAAAUGCUUCUGAGAAUAGUACUAAACCCAACGACAAACCGUCCCUUACUGCACCUUCACUUUCUCUUGUGGCAUCAAAAAAUGCUGCUGCACAAAAUUCUCUCAAACCAGAGGGGCUAUUGACAAAUACCAACAAACCUCCAGUGGUUCCAAAUCCCCCUCAAAUCCAAAAGGAGCCGCAAGCUCCUGGACAAAUGCAACCAAGACCAGAGCUUCCAAGGCCCCCACCUGGUAGGGGACGAGGACAGCCCAUGGUACCUGUCCAAGUACGAGGACGUGGGCAGAGGGGGCGUGGGGAUUUUAGGAAACCAAACACUGGGCCGCAAGGGGAGGACAUGGGUGAAAUGCCAUAUGACUACAUGCCAUCUGAAGAGAACUUGAGGAUGCCAGAAGAGCAGGAAGAAUAUCCCUGGCAAGAUCCUUCAUAUGAGGAGUUUGGUGAGGAUUCUCAGGUGCCCCCUGAAGAAAUGUGGAUGCCAGAGAAUCACCACUUCCCAACAGAGGAAGACUACUAUGAAGAGCCGGUAGGAGGACUCCCUAUGGGCAGAGGAGGACACCCAAUGAUGAGAGGAGGGCCUCCUAGGGGACGAGGAGGUCCACCUAUGGGUAGAGGUGGGCCACCUUUGGGCAGAGGAGGUCCACCUAUGGGUAGAGGGGGAUUGCCUUUGGGCAGAGGAGGUCCACCUAUGGGUCGAGGUGGUCCCCCUAUGGGGAGAGGAGGCCCACCCAUGGGAAGGGGGGGCCCACCAAUGGGAAGAGGAGGACCACCCAUGGGAAGGGGAUGCCCACCUAUGGGAAGAGGAGAACCAAUGGACAGGCACUGGGAAGAACCUGAGUCAGCGGAGUACUCAGAGGAAGGAGACCCUUAUUGGGGAGACAGAAGACCUCCAAUGAGAGGCAUGAGACCCCCAUUUCCACCUGGCCGGGGGCGUCCACCACGCGGUCAUCCUGGUUUCAUGCACCCAGGACGAGGACGCCCCCCUCACCCAGUGCAUGGACCGAUGGAUCACGAGUCAUUAGGCCAUGGAAUGGACACUGAUGGUUCUGAAAUGGAUCCAGAGGGGCACCCCAUGUACCAUGGACAUGACCCACCAAUGCAUCCAAUGCAUCCUGAUGUAGGAAGAGGCAGGCAUCAUGUUCCUCCACCACCUCAUGAAAUGAUGGAUCCUUUGGGGGAGCCAUUGUAUGAUGAAACAACGGAGAGAGAAUUAGGGUGGCAGCCGCCCCAUGGCAGAGGUCCUCCUAGGCCUCCACAUGAGAUAAUAGAAAGGGGAGGAAUGAGGAGGGCACCUAUGGGUCGAGGAAUGGCUAGAGGCAUGUGGAGGCCAGGUCCAGCACAUGAAGGAUUUGAAGAGGAAUAUAAUGAGCGUUACGUUGAGGAUUAUGAUCAUGGGGAUGAUGGUUAUCGGUGGCGGCCACCGCGGGACUGUCCUCCUGAUGACUAUCGACAUGAUGCCAAGUACUACGAGUCCGAAUGGGAUAGAGAGCGUGCUCCUCCUGAAAGGGACUAUCCCACUCGCAUGCCACCACCAGAGCCCUACAGAGAUGGUCGUUGGUUAGAUGAAAGAGAAAGCGGUCACCCAUAUCCAUAUGAUGAGCGUGAAAGAGGAAGAGGAGAACUUAGAGUCCGUGAGUACAAGGAUGAGCCACCAUAUCGACAGGAAGAAUCGCCAUACCCACCACCAGGCCCUACAGAAUGGGAUAGGCAUUCAAGACUUUCUCCACCAACAGAAAGAGGGUAUCCUCCUGACUAUCAGGACCGCAGACCCCGCUAUGAGGACCGCAGGGAAGAGCCUCCUUUGGAUAUGCAUCCACCCCAUGCUGCACCUGGUACAAAAUUGCCAGAAAGCUCAGUUGAUCCAGCCACACAAGAAGCAAGUGGAGCUAAUGUGCUUGCCCUCUCCCAACGUCAGCAUGAAAUCAUCUUGAAAGCUGCUCAAGAGCUCAAACUGAUUAGGGAAAUGCAAGAGGGGAAGACCCCUGGUACUGAUCCUCAGCCUGCACCAGCUGACAUCUUACCUGAGCUUCCUGCUGGUCUCCUUGGUUUGGAGAUACCACCAGAUGUCAGAAAUGUUCUGAAGGGCAUGACUGCAGCUGCACAGACAGCUCCAGCUGAAACACUGUCUUGGGAUACUAAACCAGCUACCACAGAUUACCAAUCCUCCCUCACUGUGGCACCCAUUCCUUCAGUGAUUCCAAAGACUGUGGACUAUGGGCAUGGACAUGAGCCUGGUGCCACUGUUGAGCGGAUCUCUUAUGGUGAGAGAAUUGUGUUAAGGCCUGACCCGAUACCAUCAGACAGGGGCUAUGAAAAAGAACCUCUUGGUCCCAGAGAUCCUUAUUGCAGAGACUCAUACUAUGAGAGACGACCAUCAGACCCUUACAUGGACCGCCGGGAGUACAGCAGAGAUAGGGAGUUAUACAGAGAAAAGCCUGAAUAUGAACGAGAGAGAUAUGAGAGGGAACGUUACCCACCAAGAGACAGAGAUGACAGAUCCCCACUGGCACCUUCUCUACGCUCAGGAUACAGGGAAAGAGAACGGGAUCUUCGAGAGAAGGAACGAAGUGGCAGUCGUGAUAGAGAUGACUACUAUGGAAGGCCUGGCUACGAUAGACCUCCAUACGAGCGCACUGGACUCGACCGUGGUGGGCCUGAGCGUUAUGGCCAUAGCUCCUCACCUUACAUUGACAGAAGAAGUUAUCCAGAGGACAGAGGGCCACCUGCUGCACCACCUCUUCCGCCUCCACCUCAGCCACCCCCACGAGUUGAGAAGAAGCCAGAAAUUAAGAACAUUGAUGAUAUCCUCAAACCACCUGGCAGAUUAACUCGGCCUGAAAGGAUUGUCAUCAUAAUGAGAGGGCUUCCGGGGAGCGGAAAGAGCCAUGUUGCAAAGCUUAUACGGGAUAAGGAAGUGGACUGUGGCGGUGCCCCACCAAGAGUUCUUGUUUUGGACGACUAUUAUAUGACAGAGGUUGAGAAAGUUGAGAAAGAUCCAGACACAGGGAAGAGGGUCAAAACCAAGGUCCUCGAGUAUGAGUAUGAGCCAGAGAUGGAGGAUACAUACCGAAGCAGCAUGCUUAAAACAUUUAAGAAAACUCUGGAUGACGGCUUUUUCCCCUUCAUCAUUUUAGACACCAUUAAUGACAGGGUUAAACAUUUUGAUCAGUUCUGGAGCGCAGCCAAAACGAAGGGCUUUGAGGUGUAUCUUGCUGAAAUCACUGCGGACACUCAGACUUGUGCAAAGAGAAAUGUCCACGGGCGGACACUAAAAGACAUACUGAAGAUGUACAACAACUGGGAGCCCUCCCCACGUCAUAUGGUGCGCUUGGAUGUCCGGUCCCUGCUACAGGAUGCUGCUAUAGAAGAGGUGGAAAUGGAAGACUUCAAUCCUGAUGACGAGCCCAAAGAACCCAAGAGAGAAGAGGAAGAAGAGGGUGAUCUGGGCUACAUUCCAAAAAGCAAAUGGGAGAUGGACACAUCUGAGGCAAAGCUUGACAAGCUGGAUGGUCUGGGGAGCAGCGGGAAGAGGAAACGAGAAGACAUGGCAGGACUGGAGGACUACCUUCAGCUGCCAGAUGACUAUGCUACACGCAUGUCCCAACCAGGAAAGAAAAGGGUUCGAUGGGCUGAUCUUGAAGAGCAGAAAGACGCAGAUCGAAAGCGUGCUAUCGGCUUUGUCGUGGGUCAAACGGACUGGGAGAGAAUAACGGAUGAGAGUGGGCAACUGGCACAGAAAGCUCUCAACCGUACAAAGUAUUUCUAAGAAGAUAAUCUUAACCCUCUCUUUUUUCCUUCAUGGAAAGGUGUCCAGAAUGUGAAAACACUGAAGCUUACUUGCGGUUAAACAUGAGACUCAUCGAGGUGAUAUCAUCAAUAGUUAUCAAAUUGUUAGUUCUUUCAUCAAAAAGCAUACAAUAUAUUUUUAUUAUAAUUAUUAUUAUUAGUUUAAAACACACUGAUAGUUGCCAGUAAAUCUGUAGGCUAUGAUUCAGUGUUUCUUCUGGUCAUGUAUUAUGUAUUCAGUCAUGUGUUUUUGCUGUUUUAUACUCUUCAUGCUUUAUGUACUGUACAACAAU
Messenger RNA from Scomber scombrus (Atlantic mackerel), 6443 nucleotides. RefSeq names its product YLP motif containing 1 (gene ylpm1). Gene Ontology annotation, biological process: regulation of telomere maintenance. The transcript is spliced from 21 exons. Gene Ontology annotation, cellular component: nucleus. Lineage: Eukaryota; Metazoa; Chordata; Actinopteri; Scombriformes; Scombridae. The coding region runs from base 242 to 6130 and encodes 1962 amino acids. The record is from RefSeq and is a predicted model, not a curated record.